GGCGGCGACUUCGGCGGCGGCGGCGGCGGCUUCGGCGGGCCCUGCUUGGACUAUUGCGAAAGCCCCACGGCGCACUGCAACGUGCUGAACUGGGAGCAAGUGCAGCGGCUGGACGGCAUUCUGAGCGAGACCAUCCCGAUCCACGGGCGCGGCAACUUCCCCACGCUCGAGCUGCAGCCCAGCCUGAUCGUGAAGGUGGUGCGGCGGCGCCUGGCCGAGAAGCGCAUCGGCGUCCGCGACGUGCGCCUCAACGGCUCGGCCGCCAGCCACGUCCUGCACCAGGACAGCGGCCUGGGCUACAAGGACCUGGACCUCAUCUUCUGCGCCGACCUGCGCGGGGAAGAGGAGUUUCAGACUGUGAAGGACGUCGUGCUGGACUGCCUGUUGGACUUCUUACCCGAAGGGGUGAACAAGGAGAAGAUCACACCACUCACGCUCAAGGAAGCUUAUGUGCAGAAAAUGGUUAAAGUGUGCAAUGACUCUGACCGAUGGAGUCUCAUAUCCCUGUCAAACAACAGUGGCAAAAAUGUGGAACUGAAAUUUGUGGAUUCCCUCCGGAGGCAGUUUGAAUUUAGUGUAGAUUCUUUUCAAAUCAAAUUAGACUCUCUUCUCCUCUUUUAUGAAUGUUCAGAGAACCCAAUGACUGAAACGUUUCACCCCACGAUAAUCGGGGAGAGUGUCUACGGGGAUUUCCACGAAGCCUUUGAUCACCUUUGUAACAAGAUCAUUGCUACCAGGAAUCCAGAAGAAAUCAGGGGGGGAGGCCUGCUUAAGUACUGCAACCUCUUAGUGAGGGGCUUUAGGCCCGCCUCUGAUGAGAUCAAGACCCUUCAGAGGUAUAUGUGUUCCAGGUUCUUCAUUGACUUCUCAGACAUUGGAGAGCAGCAGAGAAAACUGGAGUCCUAUUUGCAGAACCACUUCGUGGGAUUGGAAGACCGCAAGUAUGACUAUCUCAUGACCCUUCAUGGAGUGGUGAAUGAGAGUACGGUGUGCCUGAUGGGACAUGAGAGAAGACAGACUUUAAACCUGAUCACAAUGCUGGCUAUCCGGGUGCUAGCUGACCAAAAUGUCAUCCCCAAUGUGGCAAAUGUCACUUGCUAUUACCAGCCAGCCCCCUAUGUAGCAGAUGCCAACUUUAGCAAUUACUACAUUGCACAGGUCCAGCCGGUAUUCACAUGCCAACAACAGACAUACUCCACUUGGCUACCCUGCAAUUAAGAAUCAUUUAAAAAUGUCCAGUGGGGAAGCCAUUUCAGACAAGAUAGGGAGAAAAAAAAGAAAAGAUAAAAAGGGCUGAGUGACCCAGCCCUGAUUAGGGAUGUGUUUUGUGCAAUGAUGAUCUGCUCCUGGUUUUAAACUUGGCAAAGCUUUGAAUCUUUUCAUGGGUAUGGGAGCAUGAUCUCAAAAUGACCACCCUCCCCUUCCCCCCUACCAUCAACCCUCCUAACCUGAUCCUCCUGCCCCAUUGGAUUCUAUCCUGAAACAAAAGAGACCUGUCAUUAAAAGCAACCAGGUUUGCCUAAAAUAACAAGGGAAAGAAAGAAAAUGCUUGAUGACAAUAUGGGUUUGCACUACCUGCUCCCAUAGCUUUGCCAUAGGAAAAAAAGAAAAGUGUAGAGUUUCUUGUAAGAUGGAAUUCAUAAAAGGGAAAAUACAGAGGAAAAAAGGUCUCACUCCAACUUAAUUAUCAAUUCAGGAGUUAAGAUAGUAACAGUAAUAGAGGAAGAAAGGGAAUUCCAUCAUUGGAAUUACUAUCUGAGACUUUCAGCAAGUGCUUUCUGUGGAAUUCUCCUCUUGCGCUGAUAGAAACGGCUUGCUCUGAAUGAACAGUAGUAGGUUGGUGCAGUUCUCAUAACAAACAGCAGAACUUAUGAUGACACAAUCCAUUAUUUCCAGCUGCGUGCAUAGCUCGCAUUUUUUAAAUGUGAAAAUGCAAGCAAAAACAGCUGUAGCAAAGAAAGUAUGCUCAAGGACCAAAGAUUUAACAGAUAAAAAUACCCAAGUAGAAGAGACGUAGUAGAAUAUAUAAAGAGUUACUAUAUUUGUUACACACCAAUAUACAUCAAAGUGCCUGUUGCCUUCUGAAAAUUUGAAGUGGAAAAAUUUUGUGGUUUAAUGACUAUUUUAUUUUAUCAGGGACUCAAGAAGAAAAUAACACAUAAGCUUGUGAAUGAUGGAGGAAAUGCCCUAUUUUUUUUCUUGGCAAAUACUUGUGUAAAGUUAACAUUGUUGGUGUGAUAUUAUAGGUACUUGUGUAUGUGACUGCAUAUUAUGUGUUUAUAUAUACAUAUUUGUGAUAUGUGUAUAU
Molecule: messenger RNA, 2308 nt
Organism: Vicugna pacos (alpaca)
Lineage: Eukaryota; Metazoa; Chordata; Mammalia; Artiodactyla; Camelidae
Source: RefSeq, a predicted model, not a curated record